Messenger RNA from Rubroshorea leprosula, 1114 nucleotides. Lineage: Eukaryota; Viridiplantae; Streptophyta; Magnoliopsida; Malvales; Dipterocarpaceae. The record is from the annotation of a GenBank genome assembly.
AAUUAACUCUGUGUUUUUGUUCGAUUUCGUGUUCUUCUCGUUUAAGCUAACUACGUAUGGCGAUCUACGAUUUGGCGCGUUGUUGUCUUAGGGUUUAGGUCAUGGUGUCGAAGCGAAUCUUGAAGGAGCUCAAGGAUCUCCAGAAAGAUCCUCCAACCUCUUGCAGUGCAGGUGCUGUGGGAUCAUGCUCGAUAUUAUUUGCAAAAUCUCUGUAUUUGAUAAUGAAUUACAAAAGGAGCUUUAAUGGAUUUGCUGCCAAGCUCACUGAUCAUGAGGCAAAAAAAGCUAGAACGGCUUCUAAAUGGAUUUUGAAGGAACUCAAGGAUUUGCAGAAGAUGGCGAUUGUUGAUGCUGGAAAGGGGGAGAGCAAGUGGCGUGAAUUAGACAUAUUGAGGAGUUUCCACCUAAUUCUUUGGAAGAAGAAACUAAAGGAAUUAGGAUAGUUAAAAGCAUGUUUGCAAGUUGUAGGGUGUCAACCAGAUUAUUUGGAUGAAUUCAGUUUUGUUUCUUUUCUUGAUGUUGCUUAAGUAGUUAAAGUUGCUAAAUUGAUGGUUGUUUGUGCUUCUUUGUUGUUACUUGGUUUUAGCACAGGUUCUAAAGGGAAUCAAACUGAUGGUGAGAGGCAAAGGGGAAAUGGCGAUACAGGUGGUGGAAGAGGUAUUUUGUUUUUCAAUGUCCCCCAUUUCUUCCUUAUUUUUUUCCUCUAUGUUUUAUCUCAUUUCAUUUUCACUUUUUGGGUUUCUUUGCUUUUGUGAGAUUUAAGCACUAGAAUAGUUAAUAGGAGAAACACAACCCUCUCACAGUUGCUACAAUGAUCUCAUUGUCACACGGUGGGUUUAUAAACACCAUAAUAAACUCUUCUUUCGCUAAAGUUUUUAUUUAUGUUGCCUGCAAACAACUAUGGGAGCUUGAAUAGUUAUGAAUUUGUUGAUCAUUUAUAUUGUUUAACAUAUUUGUGAGAUUUGUUAGUACAUUAGAAUUUCUUUAGAGAUUUGUGACAGUAGAGCAAGAGAUUGAGUAGAUUGAGUUUAAUUUUAGUCAGAUGAAGCUGCUGUGGCUAUAGAUGCAGAUGGUUUUUUUUUUCUUUUUUUCCGGGGUCUAUACCAAUGGAUUA